This is a messenger RNA of Owenia fusiformis, 1213 nucleotides long. NCBI's taxonomy places the organism in Eukaryota, Metazoa, Annelida, Polychaeta, Sabellida, Oweniidae. The record is from the annotation of a GenBank genome assembly.
GACCUAUCCUUGUAAACGAGGCUACGAAAAUCCCACGUGCGAAUUUGAUACCUCAGUGAAGCGUAGAUCGCAGAGAGGACACAUUUUCUCUAAUUUACGCAAUAAUCUCCACAUCAGACAAACAACAAUGACUGAAGAAGUAAACCCCAAAGCUUAUCCUCUGGCUGACCCACAGUUGACCCAGAAAGUGCUUGAUAUUCUGCAACAGGCUGCUAACUACAAACAGCUCAAGAAAGGUGCAAAUGAAGCCACCAAGACUCUGAAUCGUGGAAUCUCUGAGUUUAUAGUAAUGGCUGCAGAUGCUGAACCCCUGGAGAUUCUACUGCAUCUACCUCUCCUAUGUGAAGAUAAGAAUGUUCCCUAUGUGUUCGUUAGGUCCAAGCAAGCUCUUGGUCGUGCAUGUGGAGUACAGCGUCCAGUUAUCGCAUGUUCUGUCGAGACUAAAGAGGGAUCUCAACUGAAGCAACAGAUCAUCACAAUACAAAACAGCAUUGAGAAAUUGCUCAUUUAGAUUCUAGACAAAGACAGAAUGACAUUUGGCGCAGAAUGUCUUCAGAGUGAAUGCAAAUCGCAUCCUUAAAAUGCAAAUGUACUCGUAUAAGAGAGUGAACUGAUUAUUUUCAGUUUCAGUGAAUUUUAUGAUUUCACUUGUAUAAAUGAAGUCAUUUUUUGAAAAUUGAUGAUUACAUCAAAGAACAUUCACUUUUCAUUUACCAUUCUACAUUGCCAUUACAUUACUCUAUAGAAUUGUCAUAUUUCUAUAUUUUAUAACAUUGUAAUGUACAUAUAUUAUUUAGAAAUAAUCAAUGUAAACUUCUUUUAGUAGAGAAACUUUAUAGUCUUGUUAUGUUAACAUAUUAAAUAUAUUUCACCAGCAUGAAGCAAAUAUAAGCUGCCACCACAAUGAAGCAAAUGAACAGAACGAAUAAAGUCACCACAAUGGCAAUUAUAUAAGUCACCACCAUGAAGCAAAUAUAAGCUGUCAUCACAAUGAAGCACAUAUAUUAAACAAAUAAAGUCACCGCAAUGGCAAUUAUAUAAGUCAUCAUAAUGAGGCAAAUAUAAGUCACCACAAUAAAGCAAAUAAACACAACGAAUAAAGUCACCGCAAUGGCAAUUAUAUAAGUCAUCACAAUGAGGCAAAUAUAAGUCACCACCAUAAAGCAAAUAUAAGCUGUCACCACAAUGAAGCACAUAUAUGAAACAAAUAAAG